UCCCGCAGUCAGGCUGGGGCUCGAAGCGGGGACCCUCGCCCCGUCCUCAGUUGUCCAGUCCUCCUCCUCGCAGACCCCAGCAGUUCCCACCCGAGGCCACAGGAGAGACGGGGUCCCCAGGCAGAGGGGGCCACAGUGUCAGUUCUGGAGACAAGCUGCCAGAAAGAGGCUUCUGGUCAUGGCCCUCCCGCUUCAUAUCCUGAAUGCUGGGAUCCCCCAGGACAUUCCCUGGCCCUCAAGCCCCAGGCCCCAGGCCCCAGGGCUGAGCUGUGGGCAGGCCUUACCUGGUCUCUGCAGACAGGUCCUCCAGGCUGCUGGCUGCAGUGGCCCUGCCCGCUCUGUGCCGACCCUGCUGCAGGCCUCUGCAAUGUCACUGCCUCUGUGUCCCCUCCUUCUCCUGGCUGUGGGCCUGAGGCUGGCUGGAACUCUCAACCCCAGUGAUCCCAACACCUGCAGCUUCUGGGAAAGCUUCACUACCACUACCAAGGAGUCCCACUCCCGCCCCUUCAGCCUGCUCCCCUCAGAGCCCUGCGAGCGGCCCUGGGAGGGCCCCCAUACUUGCCCCCAGCCCACGGUUGUAUACCGGACCGUGUACCGUCAGGUGGUGAAGACAGACCACCGCCAGCGCCUGCAGUGCUGCCAUGGCUUCUACGAGAGCAGGGGGUUCUGUGUCCCGCUCUGUGCCCAGGAGUGUGUCCAUGGCCGUUGUGUGGCACCCAAUCAGUGCCAAUGUGUGCCAGGCUGGCGGGGCGAUGACUGUUCCAGUGAAUGUGCCCCAGGAAUGUGGGGGCCACAGUGUGACAGGCCCUGCAGCUGUGGCAACAACAGCUCGUGUGAUCCCAAGAGUGGGGAAUGUUCUUGCCCUUCGGGUCUGCAGCCCCCGAACUGCCUUCAGCCCUGUACCCCUGGCUACUAUGGCCCUGCCUGCCAGUUCCGCUGCCAGUGCCACGGGGCACGCUGCGAUCCCCAGACUGGAGCCUGCUUCUGCCCUGCAGAGAGAACUGGGCCCAGCUGUGACGUGUCCUGUUCCCAGGGCACUUCUGGCUUCUUCUGCCCCAGUACCCAUCCUUGCCAAAAUGGAGGCGUCUUCCAAGCCCCACAGGGCUCCUGCAGCUGCCCUCCUGGAUGGAUGGGCACCAUCUGCUCCCUGCCCUGCCCAGAGGGCUUUCAUGGACCCAACUGCUCCCAGGAAUGUCGCUGCCACAACGGAGGCCUCUGUGACCGAUUCACUGGGCAGUGCCGCUGCGCUCCGGGUUACACUGGGGAUCGGUGCCGGGAGGAGUGCCCGGUGGGCCGCUUUGGGCAGGACUGUGCAGAGACGUGCGACUGCGCUCCGGACGCCCGUUGCUUCCCGGCCAAUGGCGCAUGUCUGUGCGAACACGGCUUCACUGGGGACCGCUGCACCGAGCGCCUCUGCCCGGACGGCUUCUACGGUCUCAGCUGCCAGGCCCCCUGCACCUGCGACCCGGAGCACAGCCUCAGAAUAGCGCGGAGCCUCCCUAGUGGCCCCCGUACCCCAGUACCCCAGCGUUGUGCGAAUCCCACUCACCACGCGGAGGGGUCGAGGAAGGAAGCUGGCCUGCCCCGGCCCAGCUCAGACCGCGCCCCGCCCCGCCUCGCCUCUGCCCCCAGCUGCCACCCGAUGAACGGGGAGUGCUCCUGCCUGCCGGGCUGGGCGGGCCUUCACUGCAACGAGAGCUGCCCGCAGGACACGCACGGGCCGGGGUGCCAGGAACACUGUCUCUGCCUGCACGGUGGCGUCUGCCAGGCUACCAGCGGCCUCUGUCAGUGCGCGCCGGGCUACACGGGCCCUCACUGUGCUAGUCUUUGUCCUCCCGACACCUACGGUGUCAACUGUUCCGCACGCUGCUCAUGUGAAAAUGCCAUCGCCUGCUCGCCCAUCGACGGCGAGUGCGUCUGCAAGGAAGGUUGGCAGCGUGGUAACUGCUCUGUGCCCUGCCCACCUGGAACCUGGGGCUUCGGUUGCAAUGCCAGCUGCCAGUGUGCCCAUGAGGCAGUCUGCAGCCCCCAAACUGGAGCUUGUACCUGCACCCCUGGGUGGCAUGGGGCCCACUGCCAGCUGCCUUGUCCGAAGGGGCAGUUUGGAGAAGGCUGUGCCAGUCGCUGUGACUGUGACCACUCUGAUGGCUGUGACCCUGUUCAUGGACGCUGUCAGUGCCAGGCUGGCUGGAUGGGCACGCGCUGCCACCUGUCCUGCCCUGAGGGCUUAUGGGGAGUCAACUGUAGCAACACCUGCACCUGCAAGAAUGGGGGCACCUGCCUCCCUGAGAAUGGCAACUGUGUGUGUGCACCCGGAUUCCGAGGCCCCUCCUGCCAGAGACCCUGUCAGCCUGGCCGCUAUGGCAAACGCUGUGUGCCCUGCAAGUGCGCUAACCACUCCUUCUGUCACCCCUCGAACGGGACCUGCUACUGCCUGGCUGGCUGGACAGGCCCUGACUGCUCCCAGCCAUGCCCUCCAGGACACUGGGGAGAAAACUGUGCCCAGACCUGCCAGUGUCACCAUGGUGGGACCUGCCAUCCCCAGGACGGGAGCUGUAUCUGCCCCCUAGGCUGGACCGGACACCGCUGCUUAGAAGGCUGCCCUCUGGGGACAUUCGGUGCUAACUGCUCCCAGCCAUGCCAGUGUGGUCCUGGAGAAAAGUGCCACCCAGAGACUGGUGCCUGUGUUUGUCCCCCAGGGCACAGUGGUGCACCUUGCAGGAUUGGAAUCCAGGAGCCCUUUACUGUGAUGCCUACCACUCCGGUAGCGUAUAACUCUCUGGGUGCAGUGAUUGGCAUUGCAGUGCUGGGGUCCCUUGUGGUAGCCCUAGUGGCACUGUUCAUUGGCUAUCGGCACUGGCAGAAAGGCAAGGAGCACCACCACCUGGCUGUGGCUUACAGCAGCGGGCGACUGGAUGGCUCCGAGUAUGUCAUGCCAGAUGUCCCUCCAAGCUACAGUCACUACUACUCCAACCCCAGCUACCACACCCUGUCACAGUGCUCCCCGAACCCCCCACCCCCUAACAAGGUUCCAGGCCCACGCGUUGCCAGCCUGCAGGCCCCUGAGCGGUCAGGUGGGGCCCACGGGCAUGAUAACCACACCACCCUGCCUGCUGACUGGAAGCACCGCCGGGAGCCCCCUCCAGGGCCUCUGGACAGGGGGAGCAGCCGCCUGGACCGAAGCUACAGCUAUAGCUACAACAAUGGCCCAGGCCCAUUCUAUAAUAAAGGGCUCAUCUCUGAAGAGGAGCUCGGGGCCAGCGUGGCUUCCCUUAGCAGUGAGAACCCCUAUGCCACCAUCCGGGACCUGCCCAGCCUGCCAGGGGGCCCCCGGGAGAGCAGCUACAUGGAGAUGAAAGGCCCUCCCUCAGGAUCUCCCCCCAGGCAGCCUCCUCAGUUCUGGGACAGCCAGAGGCGGCGGCAGCCCCAGUCACAGAGAGACAGUGGCACCUACGAGCAGCCCAGCCCCCUGAUCCAUGACCGAGACCCUGUGGGCUCCCAGCCCCCUCUGCCUCCGGGCCUACCCCCUGGCCACUAUGACUCACCCAAGAACAGCCACAUCCCUGGACAUUAUGACUUGCCUCCAGUACGGCAUCCCCCAUCACCUCCACUUCGUCGUCAGGACCGUUGAGGAGCCAGGAUGGUGUGGCAGAGGCCAGCACACCUGGCUGUUGCUGCCCAAGGCUGGGGACAGAGCCUAGUGUACUCCUGCCAGGAGCAGGGAGUGGAUCGGCAGGCCGUGAACAUGAAGAACACUUAACGGAGCAAGUGAAUGAAAAGAUGGGAGCCUCGUUCCCGGGUUCCACCAUGGGAGACACUGAUCAGCAGGAUGCCUGGCUCCCUUUCCCAACCCGCUGCUCCCAAAGCCCCCAGGGCCCUGUGUAUAUAAACUGGUGGGUUGGAAGUUGCCGGGUAACUGAUUUCAGACGUGUGUGGGGUACCUUUUCUGUGCACGCUCGGGCUGGGCUCUGUGCGUGUGUGUGUUUCUGUGAUUUUCGAAGGGUACCUGGCACAGGUUCUGUCCUAGGACACUUACCAUUUAGUAGGGAGACGGACCCAACCCAAUUAACUCUAGCAAUAGCCUCCUAACUGGCCUCCCUCCAUUCAUUCAGUGAACCUUCCAAUGCACGGCUCAAAAUUUCAAAAUACAGGCUGGUUAGUUACUCCCUACCUGAAAGCCUUCAUAGGUGCCCCUUGGCUCUUCUGCCAGUAUCAAAACUUUUGAAAGCCUUAAAGUCCCUGCUUGCCUGGCCCAUCUGUCUCUCCAGCCUCACCUUAAACUGUGUUCCUGUCACUGCACGCCAGUCACACAGGCCUCCAGGUCCUCCAGUAGGCCACACUUCUUUCUAGCACAGGGACUUGCACACUUGGAGUGCCCUUCCUCCCCCACUCACCUGUUCACCCUUACUCUUCCUUUACACCUCCUCCUCAAGGAAGCACCCACCCUCCGUACGUGUUUCACAGCCCUGAUUGCAGCUGUGUUCACUCACCAGGUACCUGCAGAAGGCCUAUAGGGUGCCAGGCACUUCUUUAAUGUGUUCUUUCUUUAUGUGAUUAUUUGAUUAAUCUCUGCCUCCCCUACUAGACUGUAAGCUCCCUGAAGGCAAGAAUCCUGUGCUCAAUAUUAGCUCUCCCUUGGUACAGAGUAGGCACUCAAUAAAUGCUCCCCAAAGGCUGACUGAAUUAAAGUACCAGUGACAUGCAGUAACUGCUAAGAUGGAUGAGCCACCUGUGUGCUCUGACAGUUAUAGACUGAAUAAGUUGGAGACUUCCCUAAACGGUGGCAUUUCCACAGGGUAACAACAGAGAGCUCAGACGUGGGAAGGUGCCAGGGGCAGGGGGGCAGAGGGGCUGGGGCUGAGGGCGGGUGAAGAGGCUGGAGACAGGAUUACAGGACAGAGUACAGGCAUGCCUCGAUUUAUUGCACUUUACAGGGAGCGGACUUUUUAAAGAAAUUGAAGGUGAGGCCGGGCGCGGUGGCUCAAGCCUGUAAUCCCAGCACUUUGGGAGGCCGAGACGGGCGGAUCACGAGGUCAGGAGAUCGAGACCAUCCUGGCUAAC
This is a messenger RNA of Piliocolobus tephrosceles (Ugandan red Colobus), 5061 nucleotides long. It is a transcript of the gene PEAR1, whose product is annotated as platelet endothelial aggregation receptor 1. Lineage: Eukaryota; Metazoa; Chordata; Mammalia; Primates; Cercopithecidae. Gene Ontology annotation, molecular function: protein binding. The record is from RefSeq and is a predicted model, not a curated record. Gene Ontology annotation, cellular component: membrane. The coding region runs from base 179 to 3631 and encodes 1150 amino acids. The transcript has 25 exons.